AUGCCGAGAAAACGGGAGUCUUCAGCAGAUGAUGUUGAGAUAGAGAUAGACGGGGAUUUGAGUGACAGUGAUGGUGAGAGGCAGGCAGGUGGAAGAGGAGGUGCAAAGGGCAGAGGCCGGGGGAAAAAACCAGCCAGUGAGGACGAAGAUGAGGACGAUGAGGAGGACGAACCUCCCAGGAGACGCAGGGGAGCGAAUAACAAGAAGAAGCCUGCCAAGAAACGUGGCGGUGGCGAUGAUGAUGAGGAUGAGAGUGAGGACGAGGCUCCCAAGAAGAAGCGAGGAGGAGCAGCCAAUAAGAAGAAAGGAGGCAAAGCCCAGGACAGUGAUGAGGAGGACAGUGACGCAGACAAAGGAAAGAAGGGGAAGAAGGGAGGAAAGAAAGGAGGGAAGGAGGAGGAGGACAGUAAAGGUAAGAAGGGGGACAAAGGGAAGAACAAGGGGAAAGACGAGGACAAUGACAAGGACAAGAAGAAGAAGAAAAAGAAGGACGACAGUUCCUCUGAUUCCAACUCCAACUCUGACGACGAGGAGGAGGACUCCAUGUCAGAGGGAGAGAUGGCCCGGCUAAUGGAGGAGGUGGAGGAGAAGAAGAAACUGAUCGCUAACAUCAGGAACAAGCCGUGGAGGAUGAAGCGGAGGCUUGUGCACCUGAAGGAGGCUCAACAGUUUGUGGAUAAGUUUGAAGGAGCUUUGGGCAAAGGAAAAGGCAGGAAGUGGUACGCCUACAAAGUGAUGAUGACGAAGAAAUGGAUCAAGUUCCAGAGGGAUUUUGAGAACUUCAGAACAGCCUGCAUCCCUUGGGAGAGGAAGAUCAAAGAAGUGGAAAGUCACUUUGGGUCAUCUGUGGCAUCUUAUUUUAUCUUCCUGCGCUGGAUGUACGGCAUGAACCUGGUUCUUUUUGGGUUUACGUUUGGACUGGUGGUCCUCCCCGAGGUUCUGAUGGGUCUUCCCUAUGGAUCUAUUCCCAGGAAGACUGUGCCCAGAGCAGAGCAGGACACGGCUCAGGACUACUCCGUCCUCAUGGACUUCAACGGCUACUGCAAGUAUUCAGUCCUGUUCUACGGUUAUUACAACAGCCAGAGGACGAUCGGCUUGCUGAAGUUCAGGCUGCCUCUGUCCUACCUCAUGGUUGGGAUCGGCACCUUCGGGUACAGCCUGAUGGUUGUGAUCCGCACAAUGGCCAAGAAUGCUGAUGUCGGUGGUGGAGACGGAGAGGAAGGAGAGUUCACAUUUGCCUGGAAGAUGUUCACCAGCUGGGAUUACCUCAUAGGCAACUCAGAGACCGCUGACAACAAGUAUGCCUCCAUCACCACCAGCUUCAAGGAGUCCAUCGUGGACGAGCAGGAGAACCAGAAGGAUGAGAACAUACACCUGCGGAGGUUCCUCAGAGUGCUGGCUAACUUCCUGAUUAUCUGCAGCCUCGGUGGCAGCGGAUACCUCAUCUACUUCGUGGUGAAGAGGUCUCAGGAGUUCGCUGACAGAGAUGACCUCAGCUGGUACGAGAAGAACGAGUUGGAGAUCAUCAUGUCUCUGCUGGGUCUGGUGUGUCCUCCUCUGUUUGAGACCAUUGCUGAGCUGGAGGACUACCAUCCUCGAAUCGCCCUCAAGUGGCAGCUCGGACGCAUCUUCGCCCUCUUCCUGGGAAACCUCUACACCUUUCUGUUUGCUCUGUUUGAUGAGGUCAACAACAAGCUGGAAUUAGAGGGGUCCAUUAAGAACGCCUCCAUCUGGGCCAUGAAGGAGUACUACGCUAACUUCACACGUCUGAUCAACGACACCGAGUCCACCCCACCCCCCAUGGACCCUUCUGAUGUCAUCAGAGGACCCUGCUGGGAGACUGCCGUUGGAAUAGAGUUUGUGAAGCUGACAGUGUCGGACAUCCAGGUGUCCUACCUGACCAUCCUGAUUGGUGACUUUGCCAGAGCCGUCAUCGUUCGCUUCCUCAACUACUGCUGGUGCUGGGACCUGGAGGCUGGAUUUCCAUCAUACGGAGAGUUUGACAUCAGUGGUAAUGUGCUUGGAUUGGUCUUCAAUCAAGGGAUGAUCUGGAUGGGUGCGUUUUAUGCUCCUGGGCUGGUCGGCAUCAACGUGCUCCGCCUCCUCAGCUCCAUGUACUAUCAGUGUUGGGCCGUGAUGGCCACUAAUGUCCCCCACGAGAGAGUCUUCAAGGCCUCCAAGUCCAACAACUUCUACAUGGGCCUGCUGCUCCUCAUCCUCUUCCUCAGUCUGUUACCUGUCGUCUACACCAUCAUGACCCUGCCGCCUUCGUUUGACUGCGGACCCUUCAGCGGGAAGCCGAAGAUGUUUGAUGUGAUCAUGGAGACCAUCGACCUGGACCUGCCAGCGUUCAUGGGGACGCUCUUCAGCUAUGCAGCCAACCCAGGCCUCAUCAUACCGGCUGUACUGCUCAUGGUACUCGCCAUCUACUAUCUGAACUCAGUGUCUGAGGCCUACCAAAACUCCAACAUGGAGCUGAAGAAGAAGAUGCAGAUGGCUCGGGAUGAAGAGAAGAACCGGAGGAACAACACAGACAGCACCAACCAGGUCAUGAAAGACCUUGAGGACCUGCUGCCGAACCGAUCCCUUGCCCCUCCACCUGAGCCUGAAAAUAUUGUAGAAAAGGCACCACAGCCAGAAGCAAAGCCGACUAAGACAAAGCCUGGGUCAGCUGGUAAAGGCGUUAACCUGCAGAAAGAUGUGGCUCUGGCAUCGCCCAACCCCAACGCUCGAGGGCCGGUGAGCCGGCCACCAGGGCCGAGAGGACCCGGAGCAAUGCCGGGGCAGAGAGGACCUGGAGCGAUGCCGGGUCCGGGUCCAGGUGGCGGACCGGGCCGAGGCCGUGGGAGGGGACCCCCUCCGAGAUAACAGUGUGAAAAAAUCACAUUCCUGCAGGCUGUGUUCAUCCCUCAGACAAUCUGUUCAUUUCACAGCUGGAGACAGAAAUAAGCUCAAAAACAAGGUGUUGGA
Molecule: messenger RNA, 2970 nt
Organism: Morone saxatilis (striped sea-bass)
Lineage: Eukaryota; Metazoa; Chordata; Actinopteri; Moronidae
Gene: tmc2a
Product: transmembrane channel-like 2a
Exons: 21
Coding region: 1-2868 (955 amino acids)
Biological process (GO): detection of mechanical stimulus involved in sensory perception of sound; vestibular reflex
Cellular component (GO): plasma membrane
Molecular function (GO): mechanosensitive monoatomic ion channel activity
Source: RefSeq, a predicted model, not a curated record